Molecule: messenger RNA, 231 nt
Organism: Parnassius mnemosyne (clouded apollo)
Lineage: Eukaryota; Metazoa; Arthropoda; Insecta; Lepidoptera; Papilionidae
Source: the annotation of a GenBank genome assembly
AUGUCGAAAGCGCAUCCUCCAGAAUUGAAAAAGUUCAUGGACAAGAAACUGUCCAUAAAACUAAAUGCUGGACGCGCCGUGACAGGUGUGCUACGAGGAUUCGACCCGUUUAUGAAUCUUGUUUUAGACGAGUCCGUUGAAGAAUGCAAGGAUGGACAAAGAAACAACAUUGGAAUGGUGGUAAUCCGAGGGAACAGCAUCAUAAUGUUGGAGUCAUUAGAUAGAAUAUAG